Molecule: messenger RNA, 286 nt
Organism: Rhipicephalus microplus (southern cattle tick)
Lineage: Eukaryota; Metazoa; Arthropoda; Arachnida; Ixodida; Ixodidae
Source: RefSeq, a predicted model, not a curated record
AAACAUAUUUGAAUCCUGCAUGAAGCAAUGUGAAGCAUCGUGCGAGGAUAUAACUUACGACAGCCGCGUCACAGGCAUACGGACCAUUCCGAAGCCUAACGGGUCUGACGAAGUGGUGUACGAGCUUACUGUUAGGUUCGCCACGGACAUCUUAGAGCUGGUGACGGAGCAACCUACCUUGAGCCUGAUUCGAGUCUUCGGCUACGUUGGCGGCUAUUUAGGAAUAUGGCUUGGAUUUUCUCUGCUUCGAGUUCUCGAGUACUACAACGAACUUAUCAGGCGGUAA